AUGCUCCUUUCUGCAGCCAAUCGCAGCCUCGAGCUCCAGAGCCAUCCGGGCCAGCAUCCGGGCGGGCGGGCUCCGGACCCCAGCGGCGCGGUGCUCCUCCUCAUACUGGCCAAGACGCUGCUGAACCUCCUGAUGAGCGCGCUGGGCAGGAGGAGCCCCUCCCCGCGCUUCCUGGAGUGCUUCUGCGCGUCCGUGGCCUGCGCGGACUUCCUGCUCCUGGCCAGCCUCUCUGCCAUCGGCCACUUCCAGGACUUCGCCCUGUGGGGCAUGAGGUUCACCAAGUACCACAUCUGCCUGUUCCCUCAAGUCCUGUCCUUCACCUACGGCGUCCUGCCUUGCCCCGUCUUCCUUCUGGCCGGCCUGGACCACUACCUGAGCGCGGCCCGCGCGGCCCCCGCGGCCGAGGCCUCUGUGCGGUGGCGCCGCGUCUUCUACUUCCUCUGCGUCCUCUUCGUGUGGACGGCGGCGCUCGCCUACGUCUUGGGGGACCCGGUGAUCUACGCGAGUCUGAGCCGGGGCGGCCUCCCCGCGCACCGGUGCCCGUUCUACGCCAGCGCCCAGAGCUACUGGCUGGCGGUGUUCAUGCUCGGCGUCCUCCUGCUGGCCUUGGCAGCGUGCUGGUGCCAAGUGGUGGCGCUGGUCCGCUCCGUUCAGAUCACGAGCUUCGGGAAGGAGCCGGCCCUGUACUUCCCGCAGGCCCCCGCCUGGGACCGCCCGAGCGGCUCUAGCAAGCCGCUCCUGGCCAGGCUGCUGGUGUGCUUCCUCGGAACGUGGCUCCCCUUCGUCCUCCUGCAGACCAGCCUCCUGUGCCUGGACGUGCGGGUCCCGGCCUACAUGGAGCUCAACGUGCCCUGGCUGUACUUCGUGAACAGCUUCCUCGUGGCUGCCGUUUCCUGGUGUAGGAGGCACGAGCCGGAGGGGGCCGAAAGCGCUUGGCGCGCGGACCCUUUUGUCAGCUGGAAAUUCUGUUUUACGCCAUUCCCGACGGAGCGGACAGAGCCGGCGGAAAAGGCCGCCCCCGUGAUCGUCUGUUAG
Molecule: messenger RNA, 1035 nt
Organism: Gracilinanus agilis (Agile Gracile Mouse Opossum)
Lineage: Eukaryota; Metazoa; Chordata; Mammalia; Didelphimorphia; Didelphidae
Gene: GPR160
Product: G protein-coupled receptor 160
Exons: 1
Coding region: 1-1035 (344 amino acids)
Cellular component (GO): plasma membrane; signaling receptor complex
Source: RefSeq, a predicted model, not a curated record